GGGAAGGGCGAGGGCCAAGCGCUUCCUGUGCGCCGAGUACUACCGCAAGAAGGCCGAGCACUUCCAGGAGCUGUACUUCAGCUGCGAGAAGGACCGCUGCGCUUGCGUCCUCGCUUCCCAGGGUUGCCUAAGGGUGCGUCUCUGAGGUGCACGUGGGCGUCCAGUCCAGAGUCACCCAUGGCACCGGCAUUGCGAACGCCAUGGUCCACACUCCGCACAGGAUGGUGGACAUGGCGAGUCCUCCGCCAUAUUACACGCCUAUGUUGUUCGCGGACUCGACGGCAGGGAACGCUGGGGCAGCGACUAGCAGCGCAGCUUCGGCGCCUGUCAGGAACAAGCCCGUUGAGAGCGACAGAUCGGUCCACGAAAGGUUCUUAAAACUCAAGAGCCGCAUCAACCUUUUCAGGCGCACGGAUUGGAUCAUGUCAGAGCCGGAGUUUGUCGGUCUCGCCAAGCGGACUCUCGUGUUCCGACAGCUUCAGGGAAGCUGCGAGUCGAUCGGAGCCAUCUACCGAAGUUCGGAGCCAAUACACUUCGUCGUUUUUGUCAAUGGUCUCGGAGGCAAGAGCAGCGAUUUCUUCUGGGCAAAGAGGUGGAUGAAGCUCUUGAUAGGCGCGCCCAAACACAUCCUUAUCUGGUCCGAAGCCAACGAGCAAGAACAGACCUUUGACGAAAUAUCUGUUUGCGGCUUGAGGUUGGCUGUCGAGGUAGCAUCGUACCUCGACAACAUCGGAACGACAAACUUCAAGCUUAGUUUUAUCGGAUUCUCUCUCGGAUGUGUCCUAGUGCGCGCCGCCCUCACUUGCGCCCAGAUGAGACCGUACAUCAGAAACCUGCACACCUUCUUCUCCGUGAAUGGUCCGCACCUCGGCGUCGUGUACGUCAAGAGCAGGUUUCUCAGGUUUCAGAUUUCAAUCCUGUCCAAGAUACACAUGAAGGGCUCGGUGAAGGAGCUCACGUUUCAGGAUUCGUCGGACCUGCGGAGGUGCUACUUGUACAUCCUGAGCCAGGCACCGGGUCUCGAGUACUUCAAGAACGUCUUGCUCGUCGGUUCGUCCCAGGACAAGCUUGUUCCGGUGCAUUCCUCCAACAUACAACACUGUCCGGCAUCGCUUGUCGAUAACACCGUCGUAGGCAAGACGUAUGACGAGAUGAUCAAGAACCUCCUGGGUCCACUGCUCAAGCGCGACGACGUGAACCUGAGGCGCUUCGACGUCUUCUACGACACCGGUCGGCUGCGUUAUCUGGAAUCGGUGUUCCUCAGCCUGUCGCACGUCUGCGCACUCAUGUCACGGAACCUGUUCGAGAAGUUCAUGCUACUCUCUGCCGCCGAGUGCUUCAAGUGAACACCGCAGAACCUCGACAGACAGGCAUCAGUGCCUGUCGGUCUUCCACCGAACAUUCCUUGUGGAAAACAUUAUCAGCAAUUGCUGUAGCGUUCCCGAACGCGCCACGAAAAACACCUGCCUUCUUGUGUUAUUGCAAGAGAGCACUGGCUUCAUAGAAUGUGACUAUAUU
Molecule: messenger RNA, 1518 nt
Organism: Rhipicephalus sanguineus (brown dog tick)
Lineage: Eukaryota; Metazoa; Arthropoda; Arachnida; Ixodida; Ixodidae
Product: protein FAM135B-like
Exons: 10
Coding region: 201-1346 (381 amino acids)
Source: RefSeq, a predicted model, not a curated record